This is a messenger RNA of Salvia hispanica, 960 nucleotides long. RefSeq names its product proteasome beta subunit C1 (gene PBC1). Gene Ontology annotation, biological process: proteasome-mediated ubiquitin-dependent protein catabolic process. Lineage: Eukaryota; Viridiplantae; Streptophyta; Magnoliopsida; Lamiales; Lamiaceae. The record is from RefSeq and is a predicted model, not a curated record. Gene Ontology annotation, cellular component: proteasome core complex; proteasome core complex, beta-subunit complex; cytoplasm.
UUCAAGCGGUCGGACUCGGAGUGUCCCCUCUUUCAAGCAAUCGCGCUCCAAAAGAAGCUCAUAUUCUUCUCUAAUCCCUCAAAAUCACACAAACAAAGUAUUGCGAAGAAAAGCUUUGGCAUUUGAUCAUUUUCUGCAUCUAAAUGUCGAUCUUUGAGUAUAAUGGGAGCGCCCUGGUGGCGAUGGUGGGGAAGAACUGCUUCGCCAUCGCCAGCGACCGGAGGCUCGGCGUGCAGCUGCAGACGAUCGCCACCGACUUUCAGAAGAUUUACAGGAUCCACCAUAAGCUCUUCAUCGGUCUUGCUGGCCUCGCUACUGAUGCCCAAACUCUGUAUCAGAGGCUUGUAUUCCGGCACAAGUUAUAUCAUCUUAGGGAAGAGAGGGACAUGAAGCCUGAAACAUUUGCUAGCCUCGUAUCCGCAGUUCUCUACGAGAAAAGAUUUGGUCCAUACUUUUGCCAACCUGUUAUUGCUGGAUUGGGAGAUGAUGACAAACCCUUCAUUUGCACCAUGGAUUCAAUUGGGGCAAAGGAACUUGCCAAAGAUUUUGUUGUCGCUGGAACUGCCUCUGAAUCACUCUAUGGUGCCUGCGAAUCAAUGUUCAAACCUGACAUGGAAGCUGAGGAAUUGUUCGAGACCAUCUCACAAGCUCUGAUAUCGUCAGUAGACCGUGACUGCUUGAGUGGCUGGGGAGGACAUGUUUACCUCGUCACACCGACUGAAGUUACGGAGAGAAUUCUCAAGGGAAGAAUGGAUUGAUAUUUCUUUGGAGCUCAAAGACUAGAAGGCUAUGUACUUUAUUUUAAUAGUGGCUUGCUUAUGUUGAUGGGACAAUUCAUUUACUGUUGGUGAUUUCAUGCCUUAUUCUAAGCUUUUUCCUUGUCUCAAAACAUCAAUGUGGAGUUUUUAAACAGGCCACCAUAAUUGUGCGAUUUAUGCAUUUCACGUCUUUUAGUUCUCA